CCCAGGCGCCUCCGGGGCCGCUCCUAGCUCGGGCUGCUCCAGGAAGUUUCCAUGAAAGCACCUGAAAUACUGAGUUACCUUUGCCAGGAGAACUCGAGUGAGAGGAAGCCCUGCGCCCACUCUGGUGAGCUGCAGCCAGGAACUCUGGGCUCUGCUGGGAGGAGAAAGGGAAGUUGAGAAAGUCUUUGGACCUGGUGGCGUGGCUGUUUUCCUUAUGGCUUCACUCAGCGGCCACGGCAGUGGCUGCUCCUAUGUCAUCGACCACAGCCACGUCCCCGAGUUUGAGAUGGCCACCUGGAUCAAAAUCACCCUCACUCUGGUUUACUUGGUCAUCUUCGUGGUGGGCAUCCUGGGGAAUAGCAUCACCAUCUGGGUCACCCAGGUGCUGCAGAAGAAGGGCUACUUGCAGAAGGAGGUGACGGAUCACAUGGUGAGCUUGGCUUGCUCGGACAUCUUGGUCUUCCUCAUUGGCAUGCCCACGGAGUUCUACAGCAUCAUCUGGAACCCCCUGACCACGCCGAGCUACGCCCUGCCCUGUAAGCUUCACUCCUUCCUCUUCGAGGCAUGCAGCUACGCCACGCUGCUGCACGUGCUGACUCUCAGCUUUGAGCGCUAUGUCGCCAUCUGUCACCCCUUCAGGUACAAGGCCGUGUCGGGACCCUGCCAGGUGAAGCUGCUGAUUGGUUUCGUCUGGAUCACUUCCGCCGUGGUGGCAUUGCCCUCGCUUUUUGUUAUGGGUACCGAGUACCCCCUGGUGGACGUGCCCAGUUACCGGGGUCUCGCUUGCAACCGUUCCCGCACACGCCACCACGAGCAACCCGCGACCUCCAACAUGUCCAUCUGCACCAACCUCUCCAGCCGCUGGGCCGUGUACCAGUCCAGCAUCUUCGGCGCCUUCGUCGUCUACUUCGUGGUCCUGCUUUCCGUGGCCUUCAUGUGCUGGAAGAUGAUGCAGGUGCUCCUGAGGGGCACGCUGGUGGCGAGCGGCGGGCAGCCGCAGCUGAGGAAGGCGGAGAGCGCGGAGAGCAGGACGGCCCGGAGGCAGACCAUCAUCUUCCUGAGGCUGAUUGUUGUGACAUUGGCCGUAUGCUGGAUGCCCAACCAGAUCAGGAGGAUCAUGACUGCGGCCAGGCCCAAGCACGACUGGACGAGGUCCUACUUCCGAGCGUACAUGAUCCUCCUCCCCUUCUCGGACACCUUCUUCUACCUGAGCUCGGUGGUCAACCCGCUGCUGUACAACGUGUCCUCGCAGCAGUUCCGCAGGGUGUUCGGGCAGGUGCUGCGCUGUCACCUGACGCUGCAGCACGCCAACCAGGAGAAGCGCCUGCGCGCCCACGCCGCCUCCACCACGGACAGCGCCCGCUCCACCUGCCGCGCGCUCAUCUCCGCCUCCUCCAGGCGCGGGUCCUCUGCAAGGAGAACUAACAAGGCUUUCUUAAGCACUUUCCAGAGCGACGCCACGCCCGAGGCUAAGCGCCAGCAAUUGAGUCUCCGGUCACCAGAUCCCAACUCGGAGACAAAACCAGCUAAUUCUGCCGCAGCGAAUGGUCUUCAGGAGCAUGAAGUGUGAAUGUCAAGUAAGGAAGCCUCGAGUGGGCACCGGCCCUCCCACACCAAAGCCGCACUACCCUCACACAGCAGUCACAAAACAAACUGUGCCCCGUCAGGGACAGAAUGGAAGCUAGAGGCUUUGGAAAAGGCAGGUGCCCACCUCCGUGACUU
Messenger RNA from Galeopterus variegatus (Sunda flying lemur), 1722 nucleotides. RefSeq names its product G protein-coupled receptor 39 (gene GPR39). The record is from RefSeq and is a predicted model, not a curated record. Gene Ontology annotation, biological process: G protein-coupled receptor signaling pathway. The transcript has 2 exons. Bases 215 to 1570 code for a protein of 451 amino acids. Gene Ontology annotation, molecular function: G protein-coupled receptor activity. Gene Ontology annotation, cellular component: membrane. Lineage: Eukaryota; Metazoa; Chordata; Mammalia; Dermoptera; Cynocephalidae.